Symbiodinium sp. CCMP2592 is the source of this 1158-nucleotide messenger RNA. The record is from the annotation of a GenBank genome assembly. NCBI's taxonomy places the organism in Eukaryota, Dinophyceae, Suessiales, Symbiodiniaceae.
AUGGGCAUGAGUACGUAUGGUCCGUUCACGAAGUCCUCGAUCCACGACAAAAAGCUCAGCCACGUGAACCGUGGGGCAGCAGCAACGAAACCGGUGGACGGUGCCGGCGGGGCGGCGGGUCUGGACACGAUGGCCGAGGAUCUUGAUCAGCUGAAGUACGACGUCGGUGAGCUCAAGGAUUUGCUGGGCAAUAACAAGGGCGAGGUGAACCACAUCCGCCGCAUUGUCUUGGCUUGCGAGCGCGACAUGGAGGACUUCACGGCAGCCAUGGAUGCAGUGAACGUGGACUUGGACGAGAUGCGUGCUCGUGUGGAUGCUACUCACUCCAUCAUCACCUCCCGGCAGCGCGUGGAGGCUACCAUGACGGCCGAAAUCUCCACCAUGCGCCUGGACAUUGGCGACAUCCAGGAAGCCCUGAAGAACCACGACAGCUGGAUGGAGGAUGUGUCCAACACGCUUCAGCAGAUGCAGGAGAAGGAGGAAAACUUGACCGAGGACAUUAUCAACUUGAAGAACGAGAUGAACACCAAGCUGGACACCAAGGUUGACAAUGUGGCCUGGAAAGAGGCCAAUGAUGACUUGGAUGCAGCGAUCAAGACCGUCCGAGACAUGGUGUCCUCCCUGCGCCUGGAUGUGGACGCCCGUCGCCGCAAGGUCGACGAGAUCUUGGCAACCAUUCGCCACGACAUCACGGCUGUGGAGACGAACCUCGAGGAGUCCAAGGCAAAGAUCACCAGCGACACGGACCAGGCGGUCAACGCCCUGAACGGGCGCAUCGAUUUCACGAACAAGGACCUCGCGGCCACCCAAGAGUCCCUCCACACGACCCAGAACUCCUUGAGCGACUGCUUCAACGAGGUCGCUGUGGUGCGGAGCGAUCUCGAGCGCAACGUUGCCGACACGGAAGCCCGCCUGAAGAAUGACAUCCGCCAGAAGCAGAGGGAGAGUGCCCAUCAUGGUUGUGAUGAAGACGGUGAUCGUGAUGAUGUCAUCACCACCACAUCGCAGCGCAUGAGCGGGGUGCAGGGCGGACUUGGCGAGCACAAGCGUGUCGACAUCCAAAAGAACAGCGACGCCGUCCGCAAGAUGGCCCAGAUGGAUGCAGUCCACGACGUCUUGGACACAAAGGCGGGAAUCGGAAUUGUGUGCACUCAGUAA